Messenger RNA from Hydractinia symbiolongicarpus, 378 nucleotides. Its product is annotated as eukaryotic translation initiation factor 6-like. Gene Ontology annotation, molecular function: ribosomal large subunit binding. The record is from RefSeq and is a predicted model, not a curated record. Gene Ontology annotation, cellular component: nucleolus; preribosome, large subunit precursor; cytosol. Bases 1 to 378 code for a protein of 125 amino acids. NCBI's taxonomy places the organism in Eukaryota, Metazoa, Cnidaria, Hydrozoa, Anthoathecata, Hydractiniidae. The transcript is spliced from 4 exons. Gene Ontology annotation, biological process: assembly of large subunit precursor of preribosome; maturation of LSU-rRNA; maturation of 5.8S rRNA.
AUGGAUGGUGGUAGGCAUGAGCAAAUUUCCUUAACUAAUCAUAUCUGUCGUUUGUGCCGUAUUGCCUGUAUCUUGUAUAAAUGUUCAAAUAUCUGUUUGGUUCAUCCCAAGACUUCUAUUGAAAAUCAAGACGAAUUAUCCUCGCUGUUGCAAAUUCCACUUGUAGCUGGUACAGUCAAUCGUGGCAGUGAGGUGAUUGGUGGAGGAAUGGUCGUAAAUGAUUGGUGCGCAUUUUGUGGACUGGAUACGACAAGUACAGAAUUAUCAGUGAUUGAAAGUAUAUUUAAAUUAGGUGAUUCUCAACAAUCCGCCAUUACUACCACCAUGAGAGCGGCUUUGAUUGACAGGUAUUGGAUCUUAUUUUACUUUAAAGAAUAA